CAUGAAUAUUCAUGAACCAGGCAUUUCGCCAUUGUGAUUUGUUUGUGACUCAAAAGAAGAAAGCGACCACCGAAAAGUAGCAGCCACAAGCAGGAAAAACCCCCGCAAGAACCACGUAAAAAUAAUAUCUAAAAGUCUUAUACACUAAAGGAGAAGAGAAAAGUUAGUGAAAACGCGGAGGGUUUGGGAAAAUGUCAGGAACAGAGUUUGACAAGGUGUUACUGUACAAUUUAUCCGCGUCUGUUAUGAAUGACUUCACUCGGGUUAUGGACUCGCUUUCAAACUCAGACUGGAUAUCUUUCGCUUCACAAAUCAUAUCAGAUCAGACUGAACUACGCCUUUUGGAGCAAAGCCCUCGACGGACGAGUAACCUCAUGCACAAUUGGGGUUGUCGCAAUGGGACAGUUGGAGCACUGCUGAAGAUUCUUGAGGGACUCCAGUGGUUCAGAGCUCGUGAUAUCAUUCUCAAAGCACAACUAUGUAGACAAUUUCCACAGAAUCAUAAAGAGCAACAACCCAGUACAGUCACAUUUAUCAAAGAGCAUCUCCCUGUCCCCGAGAUCAGGCCUUUACCCAGGCCUAGCCCUCCACCACCUGACUCCGUGAGCUCAACAAUCUCAAAAACAACUGAAGAGUGGCCGUGCGAGAACCGUGUAGAUCCCCCGCCUCUCUCCUCCUCUGCAAUGAGCUGGCCGUUUGAGGAAAUACAGAGAGGCACCUGCAACUUUUCCCCAUGCAAGCAGAUUGGGGAAGGAGGUUUUGGACACGUGUAUAAAGCUGUGAUGAGAAACACUGAGUUUGCGGUGAAGAAGCUGAAAGAGGAUUCUCACUUGGACUGGAAUGUCGUGAAGGAAAGUUUCAGGACGGAAGUGGACAAACUCUCUCAGUACAGACAUCCCAACAUUAUGGACUUUGUUGGCUACUGUAUUUCAGGACAAACUUACUGUGUCAUAUAUGUUUAUAUGCCCAACGGCUCUUUAGAUGACCGGCUGCGCAAUGAGGACAGCAAUGCCCUCUCUUGGUCGCAGCGUGUAAAUGUGUUGCUGGGAACUGCAAAAGCUAUUCAGUACCUGCAUUCAUGCUCACCUGCUCUUAUUCAUGGAGACAUCAAAAGCUCUAACAUCCUUUUAGGGGAUCAUCUUGAGCCCAAGCUCGGGGAUUUUGGAUUGGCGCGUUUAUGCCGAAAUCCUAAUAAAACCCCAGGCAAGACAUCCACUGUGGCUCAGACUGCAACGGUACGAGGAACUCUCGCAUACCUCCCGGAAGAAUACCUCAAGGAUGGCCAGCUUGGAGUGGAGAUUGAUGCCUACAGUUUUGGAGUGGUCAUGCUAGAGGUACUCACUGGACGACAAGCUCUUGAGGUUGAUUCCCAAUCCAAAACAGUUUUCUUGAAAGACCUGGUAACAGAGGAGGAAGAUGAUGGGAGAAGCUUCAGCAAAGCGAAGCACUCUCGAGAUUUGUCCUACGGUCAAACAGCAGAGCACAUCUGCAAAAAACAUCUGGAUCGUCGACUGACCGCUAAAGAUGCACCUGCAACUCAUGGGUCAGCGGACAUCGCUCGGCUGGCAUGUCAGUGUUUAGAGCGGAGGAGGAAGAAGAGACCUCGCAUGACAGAUGUGUUCAAAGCGCUUCAGGAUGUGCAUUCGGGGUUGAAGAUCUCCGACAGAUCAACCACGAUCAAUAAGUCUCCUGUAGCCACACCUGAGCCUCUGCGCUCCGACAGCAGCUCCAUAGACUCUCUCUCCCAUCACUUCUCCAAACUCCGGCCUCAGGAGGACACGUACCCCUGCGUUCACAAGCCUGUCUUUCACACGUUGACUACUACAGUGACUACAGAGUCCGGCUGCUCGGUCUCGCAGCUGAAUGAGGAGUCGUGGGCUUCACAGUCAUCUGGUGUGCCUUGCGAAUCGGAUGAGAGUCAAGGCUUUUCUCAGUACUUGACGAGCCAUUGUAGCAGAUCUAAGUCAGUGUCGUGUGGAGCCCAAGGCAUUGAGAGCACUAAAACAGACAUUUCUUCAGUGGAAAAGCAACCACAGAUAAGUCCAAAUGAAGGUUUUUCUGGACAGAAUGUUAUCAUCAACCCCGCUAGGCAGCGAUUGGUACAGAAAAUGGAGCUUUAUGAAGAAGGGAGGAUUUUAACUUCUGAUUUGUUGUCGUCAGGCGCCUCACUAUACCGAGGGAUGAGCGCUCAAACCAGAGAGCCAGAAGAGAGUGAUGAGUUUGCAAGUGAGACGUCAUCCGAUGCUGUUUAAAGAAAGAAACGCACAACAGAUAUGUUGUUAAAAUUAUUACUAUGGUUAUGGUAGCUAUACCUUUAUAAAUCAUUCAUAAAUACCUCGGCCAAAGCUGCAGAUUUAUACUCUUUUGUCUAGUAAUACCAAGUGAAAUGUGGUACAGAUCAUGAAUGCUCUGAAAUUUGAACUUGUGUGUAUUGACGAAAGUAUAAAUGUGUGUAAUUGAUUGUUUUUAUGCGCCUGUUAUUUUGGCGAUCUGUCUGAUGUUUUGUUAGUUGUUUUUGCCAGUUCUCAUUGAGUCAAGUUUAUAGAUUACGGCCUUGUUAAACAGCACUUGGGAAAUAUUAUUUUUAAAGAACUUAUUUUAAUAGCAAUGAUAGUAAUUUUGACUUCAAAGGUAUAUAUUGAUGUAACCUGUGCAAUGUUUGUCAUUUUAACUACAGCUAUACCAAUUCAGCAACUUUUAUCUGAAAUAUUCUGUCCACUUUUAUUUAUUUAUUUUUUUUUUAGCAAAGCUUCAUCUGUUUCUGUCUUCUAUUUGGCUGUCCCACACUUUGUUACAUUUACUGUUUAUUUGGGCACUGAUGGUCCAUCUAUUAAUAAUAUUAUUCCAAAUCUUCAAAGAGAAUUAACAUUACUGAGGGUCUAAACAGGCUAAAAAACUCACAAAACUUGCAUCUGAUAUUGACCAUAUACAAGCGGUUGUAGCCAUUGGAAUCUUUUUGGCUCGAGACGUCCGCUCUCAUUCACUUCCAUUGAUUUUUAGACGUUAAAAACAGCUCAUUAUGCUGCUUCAUGUGGCAAACUGAUAUUUUCUUUUUAUAUUAUUAUAUUUUUUCCGUACAGUCAUGAACACUUUUUUGCACAGCAAGCAAUUUGUGUUUUCUGCCAUUUAUUAUUCCUAGUCAUUUCUCCCAUAGGAAACCGAAUCAGAAGUUCUCAAAAAAAAAAAAAAAAAAUGAGCGCACUUCAGCAUGCUAAAUAAGGUCAAUAGAGACUGGGCUCAUUUAGGCCACGCCCUCUACCCCUCCCCAUAGGAGGAACCUUUGUUCUAGUUCGAGAAGUUGCGCUCUACUUUUGUGUCCUUAAACACUCAUUUUAUUUAGGUUGACAGGUUUUAAAACUUUUUUCUCUAUUUUUUUUAAGCUUGUCUACUUUACAUAUUGUCACCAAGCAACUUGUAGACAUUGUUUUAUUAUUAUUACUAUUUUUAAUCAUCAGAAAGGACAAGGAGUCAUCCUCCCCCUAUACAAAGUGAGUGGAGGAUUUUAGAUCAUUACAAGUGUUGUUUGGAUUGGCUUUAAAUCUACUAUUUUGUGAUAACGGAAUAGGAAUGUGAUUUAUGAUCUUAAGUUGUUGUUUAUUGUAUGCACUGACUUAUAAUAAUUUAAAGACUGAUUCCAGACAUGGCUAUUUAUCAGCUCCUUCAGCCUGAUCUCAAAAGGAAACGUAACUGUUUCACGUUUUUUCUGUUUACUUGGUAAUUCGUAUGAAUUCAGUCGUACGAAUAUGUAAGAUUUUUACAAAGGAGGAGUGGCACCCAACCAACAUUGGGGAAUGAGUAAAUUGUACGAAUUAGCCACUGAAUCAAAGUUACGAAUUGCCAUGAGAUCGCGUUGGCUCCUUUGAAACAAACAAUAUUUACUUUUGAUCAUGUCAAAAAAACUGUACAUCUCUCAUGGUUAUUCAUAUGUACAUGCUUUAUAUUAUCGUUUGGUUUAUGCAGUUAAGAGUAACAGGAUGUCAAAGCUAGUUUAUUGCAUAAUAAAUGAUAUAUUUCAUAUUGUUUCAUGUAUACAUGUGUGUAUCUAAGGUUUCUUUGUUGAUUUUUAUUACAAACCAAUUGUCAGCUUUAGAUUUUUAUUGUGAAUGUCUUAUAAUUUUAUAAAAUCUAUUACAAAUUUUUA
Messenger RNA from Danio rerio (zebrafish), 4141 nucleotides. NCBI's taxonomy places the organism in Eukaryota, Metazoa, Chordata, Actinopteri, Cypriniformes, Danionidae. The record is from RefSeq and is a predicted model, not a curated record.